AUGUCAUUUUUCAAGAAGUUCGGUGACAUGAAGUUCGGAGACAAGCAGGAGGAACACACCAGAGGUUACGGCGCCCCCCAGCAGUACGGCGUCCCACCACCCCACACCUCCGUGAUCCAGGGCCCACCAGGCAUGCCGCCUAUGCCCAGCGGCUGGACCUGCCAGUACGACUUCUCCACCCGCCACUGGUACAUCGUCGAGCAGGUCACGGGCCGUUCGCAGUGGGACCCGCCGCAGUCGCAUGGCCCGUCCGGCGCGUUUGACACUUCUCGCGGCCACGACGAGGGCUAUGGUGCUCACGGUUCUGGCGGGCACGCUGCAGCCGGUGGACUUGGCGCGCUCGGCGGACUCGGUGCACUCGGUGCACUUGCCGGACACGGUGGUGGACACGGUAGUGGCCAUGGCGGUGGAUAUGGUGCUGGCCACGGCGGCGGCUACGGCGACCAUGGUCCCGGCGGAUACUACGGCGACGUCCAUAAGGACAACAGCAGCAGGAACAUGAUGAUGGCUGGUGCUGGUGGCCUGGCGGUCGGCGCUCUUGCCGGCGGUGCCGUUGCUCACGGGAUGAGUGACAAUGACCACCACGGAGCUGCGGGUGGCUACGGCGGAGCUCCCUACGGCGGUGAUCCUUAUGCCUCCGGUGGUGCACCUAUGGGCAUGCCGCCUGCCGUGGACGCAGAUGGCGACUCGGUCUCGGGAAGCGAUCGUGAGGAGGUGCUUGAAGCUCAGCACGAGUACCAAGAGGCGCAGCUUGAGGCUCAAGGCUCGGAUGCUGGCAGUUCUGAGCAGGAAGAGCUUGAGGAGGCGAGAGAGGAGUACCAGGAGGAGUAUGAGGAGACCUACGAUGACUAG
This is a messenger RNA of Coniosporium apollinis CBS 100218, 852 nucleotides long. RefSeq lists its product as uncharacterized. Gene Ontology annotation, molecular function: protein binding. Lineage: Eukaryota; Fungi; Ascomycota; Dothideomycetes. The coding region runs from base 1 to 852 and encodes 283 amino acids. The record is from RefSeq and is a predicted model, not a curated record. The transcript is spliced from 3 exons.